This is a messenger RNA of Podarcis raffonei (Aeolian wall lizard), 13864 nucleotides long. It is a transcript of the gene PDZD2, whose product is annotated as PDZ domain containing 2. The record is from RefSeq and is a predicted model, not a curated record. Gene Ontology annotation, molecular function: protein binding. The coding region runs from base 1028 to 8587 and encodes 2519 amino acids. The transcript is spliced from 24 exons. NCBI's taxonomy places the organism in Eukaryota, Metazoa, Chordata, Lepidosauria, Squamata, Lacertidae.
CCCUGUGCGAAAGAAGGUGGAAAGGAAAUGCUUGAGCUGUAGAGUCAGAUCAGACUCUCUGAGCCAGCGGGGUUGAGGGAGGGAAGUAUUUUACUACAAUUGAAUUCCAGGGUCUCUCUCAACCCGUUUCCUGACUUCUCGCCCCGUAGGUUAAUUCCUAGACUCUCCAUGGCAGGGGGAAGGGAGCAGAGAGUUGACCAUGCCUGAAAUAAACCGGUUAGUGGCAGGGUAAGAUUGGAUUUUGUUUUUAUCUUUGCAGCGGAGAAGAUCUGGGCUUUGCCGUGCAGCUGAAACCCCUUCUCUCUUUCUGUUUCACUUUGGAUGCUGUCAUCCCCGUUCGUCCCACCAACUGGCAACCUGAGAAAAUAAUGUUAGAUUCACCUGCCUGGCUAACCUGAAGGCACUCGUUGUUUGGCUGCCCCUUGUGUUUCUGUGGGUUUUGAGUUUUGUUGGGGUUUUCUGUGCAUAUUUUUUGGGGAGGUCCGAUUUGGGCAGCUUUGACAGCUGAGCACAUUGCUACUGACAGAGCAGCAUCAGGAAUGCACGGAAGACUAUUCGUGCUCCUGUAGCCAGAGGCAGCGAAGAGGAGGGCAGUAAGCUCUCCCAGCCUUCUGGAAACUCAUGUAACGGAACUGAAGGGUUUGCUGCUGCUGCUUUCUGUUUUUUUAGGGUAAACAAGCCCUGUCUUUUUUUUGGAGGGGGAGUGCUUCUUGGGCAGAGGCGGACACAGCAGUAGCAGCCGCAGCAGCAGCUGGAUCGCCCUCCCUCCUCGGGUGUUCAAGUGGCCUCUCGUCUUGGGUGCCAGCAAGCGAUUAAACUAAUUAACAGACUCAUGGGAUUGCUAAACCGCCCGCUCGUGGAUUAACCCAGAGAGAGAGACGCCAGCUGCUCCUUACAGGAAUUCCACGGAAGACGAGGCUAUCACGGAAGAGGAGGAGGAGGAGGAGGAAAACCCAUGAAGGGGAUUUAGAAGGAAAAGAGCUACCUUGCUGACCAGUGCUGGAAUGGCGGCUUCAUCUACCUGAUCAUGUUGCGUCGCAUCAAGCGCAAGGCCCCUCUUCCUCCAUCGAACGGCAACAACAGCAACAGCAGCAGCAACGAACCCAAAGCCCGGCCUACCUCGGAGCCCAGCGGGAAGACAGCACAAAAUGGCAAAAGGACUAGAAAGUUUGGCGUCAUCACCAGAACUCCUCCUGGGGGCAAGGAAAGCAAAGGCAACAAAAGCGGCAAAGGCAGCUCCAGGACUGAGCAGGGAAAUGGACAUUGCACCCUUAUGGAAAUGGAUGGGUUGCACCCCGAGGCAUCCAGCACAGAAAGCAAACUGGAGGAUCGACUUCAAAAAGCUGACUCGCCAUUUCCAGCAGGGCAGUACCGCUCCCGCCUUUCAGACGGAGGGAUUCUAGACCUAACCUCAAGUGAACUGUCGCUGCAGCGAGAAGGUUGCCGGAUAUGGAAGAUGACCAUGAUGAAGGGAACAGAUGGGCUGGGAAUCCAGAUCACCGGAGGCCGAGGAUCGAAACGUUCUCCUCACGCCAUCAUUAUCGCACGGGUGGAAGAAGGAGGCUCUGCUCACAGAGAUGGUAGACUGAAAGUUGGCGAUGAACUGCUCAUGAUCAACGGCCACUCUUUGGUUGGCCUCUCCCAUCAAGAUGCUGUCGCUCUUCUUCGGUCGGCUGAAGGCCUUGUGUACCUGGUAGUUGCAAGCAGGGAAGGGGCAGAAGAGGAUUUUCUCAGUUACCCAUCUACAAGUUUGCCAGAUUUAAUCAGCACUUGCUCUGCUCAAGAUGCGGCUCCCUGGACUGACAAUAAAGAGAACGAAGAGCCGGAGGAGGAGGAGGAGGAGGAGGAGGGCAAAGGAAAGACUCUGGUGCCAGAAGUCCUGGAACCCGAGCCAGAUCUGACAGAUCAAGAUAACCCUGCAGAUCCUUCUGGUGCAGAGGGAUCCAAAGAAAACUGUCAGAGUCCAACUCUGGGAAGUGGGAUAUUGAAGUACAGGAGCAGAUCCCAAGGGGCGGCAACGCGUUUAGAAUCCGUAGGCGAAGAUGACGAGUUGACAGUGGAAAAUGGAGAUGUGAAUUAUGAAAUAGCCAUGAAAUAUUCCCGGGGAGGGAGAAAACAUUCUCUCCCACAGCAUUUGGACACAGGAACCAGACAGGAAUAUCAUAUUGUUAAGAAAUCUACUCGCUCUUUAAGUGCUGCGCAGGUUGAAUACCCGUGGCGACUCACCCAGCCAUCUAUUAUUUCCAACAUUGUCCUGAUGAAGGGGCAAGGCAAGGGUCUUGGAUUCAGCAUUGUGGGAGGGCAGGAUUCUGCCCGGGGACGCAUGGGCAUCUUUGUGAAGACCAUUUUCCCCAAUGGGGCUGCAGCUGCUGACGGCCGACUGAAAGAAGGAGAUGAACUCCUAGAAGUUAAUGGAGAGUCCUUGCAAGGACUGACUCACCAGGAAGCCAUUCAAACGUUUAAGCAACUCAAGAAAGGCGUGGUGACCCUCACAGUACGAACCAGGCUUCGCAGCCCAAGCCUUACUCCAUGUCCAACGCCUACAUUAUUGAGCCGUUCCAGCUCCCCAAGCUCUACUGCCAGUGCAGGACCUCCUUUGCCCGGCUGUGAAGAUGGAGAUGUUUCCCCUGCAAAUCGUAAGGGGCCUGGUCCCAAGGACAGGAUCGUCAUGGAAGUGACGCUCAAUAAAGAACCAGGUGUUGGGCUGGGCAUUGGUGUUUGCUGUCUCACACUGGAGAACAGCCUUCCAGGAAUUUAUAUCCACAGCUUGGCCCCAGGAUCAGUGGCGAAGAUGGAUGGAAGGUUAAGCCGUGGAGAUCAGAUCCUGGAAGCAGAUUCGGUCAGUUUGCGUCAUGCGGCUCUGAGCGAAGCGUAUGCCAUUUUGAGCGAAUGCGGCCCUGGCCCAGUUAGCCUUAUCAUUAGCCGCCAUCCCAACCCAAAGGUUUCUGAACAAGAAAUGGAUGAAGCCAUUGCCCGCACCACUCAGAGAGAGAGCAAGGACGCUUCUUCUCCUCACACCACAGGGAAUCUGCCCAAAAGCCCAUCGCCUAGUGUGAAGUCCAAGCAGACAGAAGCCUCCUCGCCCUUGAGCUGGACAAUGAAGCGUUUCUUGGAGCCAGGGAGCCGGCAGGGAUCCAUCAAUUCUGAAACGGAGUUUUCCCAAUACUUCUUACAAGACGGAGCAAGCCAGCUGUCACUUUCAGAGACUACAAUAACUGGCUCUAGCGAUGAGGAGCCGCUCCGGCCAAAGAGUGGGAGCAGCUCCUUAGAUGAAUGUUUUCCUUCUCCUGGUAUUCCAGCUACCAAAGAAUCGGGCAUAUGCGAUUCACCGAGUAGUGGAAACAACUCACCCGGUCCCUUCAAUAAGCAAAGGGAGAAUACUACCCGGCAUGUUAGCUUCAGCGAUAGCCCCAAAGGUCCGCGUACCUCCUUCCAGAGGCAGCGGAGACUUGCUUUCUAUGACGGUGACGCAAGCGACGAGGAUGAGUUUUCCAAGCAAGAUGGCGCUCGACUACAAAGGGGACCGAGGCCCAAAGGCCAGAGGAAGGCAGAGGGCAACUGUGAGCUUGCCAUUGCAACUUCUCCUGUCAAAGGUGGUGCUACAAACCCGGAGAGAGACCCAGGGACAAAUUUGCACAACGAUUCAGCUGUCGCUGGCUUUAGGGAUUCAUCAGACAGUGCUGCUGAGCAUGCAGCGGACUCCCCUUUCCUCCCGGUCAAAUCAUUUGAUUACGCAAGCGUGCCCGAGCUUCACCCGGGUCACCUGAGCUUGAAGGAGUUUCGGGAGGCGCAGCUGGAGUCCAAGAGAUCCCCUAAGCUGGAGCACAAAGCCGUCACUCGAGUCAAAAGCCUGAUGAGCAUUGAAUACCAUGGCAUCCCGCGGCAGAAGAACGAGGACCACAGCGCUUCGAGCAGAGCUAGCGGGAGGAUGAUUCCACAUCUCCGGAAGAGCGAAACACAGGAGAGUCCUCUUGGGCAGAGCCACCCUGAAGCAGUCACCUUGACUCGGAAUGAAAAUGAAUCAUUUGGCCUUGACCUGGAAAUCCAUGCCAUCCCCUUGCGUGUCGUGAUAACAGGCUUGCGGCCAGGGGGAGCAGCUGAAAGGGCGUCUAUGGGGAAGCUGGUUCCAGGAGAUGAGAUCCUUGCCAUCAACGGAGUCCCGAUCCAUGGGUUCUCUUAUGAGGAGGUCUGCCAAUACGUACGAGGUCUUCCCACAUCCAUCACACUGGAAAUCCAGAAAGCUGUUGCUGCUACGAACCGAUCUGCAAAUCUCCUUGUAUCUUCGGAGGCAGAUGAAGCCGUUCAGAGAAAUCCAAGCAAUAUUCUUAUGAUCGAAGAAGAGAGGAGCUUUGCAAACCACCAAGAACCUUUGCACGGGGGCAACCCCGAUUACGUGGCAGAAGGGACAGCAUUGCCAUCUGAUGCAAAGACCAAUGCAACACCAGCAGAUUCCUUUGAAAGCAGCUAUGCUCAGGACAGCACUGUGGUACCAUUGAGAGACAUGGAUGAUUUCCUUGGCAAAACACCUUCCUCGGAUGAAAAAGAUGCUAAGUGUUCAUUCAUCAGGGACAGGUGUGCCAGGGAAGAUGCAGAUGGGAGGGGAGAAGAUUCCUGUUCUCAUUCUGGAGCAGAUAUAAUUAAGAAUGACCUUCCAGGUAGGACUCUGAAUGAUGCCACUAACACGCAAGAAAUCUUGGGGUUUUCUGUCUUGGAUUCCAUUAACACGAGCAAGAUUUUCACUGUGAACCAAACCCGUUUGAGUAACUAUUCCAGGAAUUUCAGCAGUUUAAACAAAGACACCCUGGCUGGGAUGGAGAGCAAAGUGAACACUGUCCCAAAAUCUAUGUAUGCUACCGCCGAAGAUUCCAGUUCAGACACAGAAUCUGUAGCGGAAACUCCCAGAGCUUCCCCCUCGCAGCCUGCUUGUGACAAUCCCUUGGAGACCCAUAAGGCAGUUGAGUCAGACGAGGAGCGAGUUGAACUUUGCUGUCUGAGUAGCGAGCAGCAACAGUUUCCUCAGGAACAGCUGGUCCCACCUACCCCCAAAGUAUUUCGUCAUCCACCAGAAUGCAGUCCUUCUAAUGGUGUUUUACAGACUGAAAUCAAGGCAGAAAUUGGUUCGCUGGAAGGAUCCAGUGGGACAGCCUUAUUAGAAAAGCCACAUUCUCCAAGGCACUUUGGUGCAGAACAGGUGGCUCCAUCCACAGCCUUUCCUUCACCUUCUCAGGUUUCUCCAUCUGGGAUUGAUAGGUUAGAUCACAGCGGUGCAGUUUGCUCUUUCCAUGACGAUGGCCCCUUAAGGAGAGGAGAGAGAAUAAGCAUGGAAAGCAGAGAAAGGCUUGCGGGGGCAUGUGAGGCUACCAAACGAGAUGCCCAAGACAUGCACUUGUGCAUGACGAAAACCAUAAAUGGCUGGGACUGCAAUCUGCUUGACAAAGACCAAUCCAAUAAGAAGGAGCCAUUGCAUACAGAAAACGAUUUAGCAGCAGAUGAUGGCAGUCAUACGGCUGGUUGCAAUUCUGCCCCAACGAAGAAAGGAACCGGUGAUUCGAGCCACUUGAACAAACCAGACAGCCCUCCUAUGAACUGUACGUCACAGAGAACAAUCAACAGUCCCAAAUCUCCCCUUUUGACAAAAUCGAAAGAUCUGAGUAAGGCCGCUGCUGCUCACGAAUUGCCAGGAAAGAGUGAAAAGGCAAAUGCCUCAAAAUGUCCAAAUGUCAAAAUCCAAAGUUCUGGCCUGUGCAAAGUGAGCACAGUAGUCCCACAUAGUCCCUCCUCUUCCAAAAAACUACAUCAUGAAACUAGAGGGAUUCCCCAGAAGAGUAUAGCAGAAACUCUUUCAAAUAACCAACGGAACAAGCCAGGGCCAAAGUUAAAGGGUCUUAUCAUUAAAAGCAAGUCCAAGACUCAGUCGGAUGCCCCGAGUGCUGCUCCUGCAAAAACCGGCAGCCCUGAUCCGAAGAAAGCAUCCCUUCUCUUCCAGUCGUCACCCAGGCUUCUGCCAAAGAAAGGCACAUCGCUCCAUAACUUGGCCACACAUUUGGAACCACCCAGCAGGAGCCUUUCGAUGGGCUCCAGGAUUCUUCAACAGGAUGAGGAAAAUAAGCCAUGUUCAGCCGUGCCUCCGGAAUCGCCUCUUCCUUUGUCAAACGGUGACAGGAGCAGCGUCAAAGCCAGGAAAGAUAAACCCAUUAGCAGUCUGGAACUUGGCAAUUCUGGAACGGCAGAGAAUCCUGCGGAGGAAAAAGAUGCAGAGGUCACAGAUCAGGUGGUUCUAAAUAAUGACACGAGAGGUACAUCGGAUCAACACCACACAAGAGAAAACCCUUCCCAAAUUAAUACAGAUUCUGAAACGACUCUCUUGAGUAACAGGACAGAAAACCGUGGACUGUUGAAUCGUGAUGGGUGUGAAAUCAAGCCGUUGGGAUUGGAUAACCCUGAGCCUUUUAAAAAAGAGUCUUCGAGCCGCCUUUGUUCCCCUACCCAGCAACCACAACCAAGCCAAGAAAUUCAGCGGACUUUCAUUGAGGUGAGGCUGUCUUCUACCUCCUUCCCACCAUCCUCAAUGAUUCGCGAGUUGCCUCUGGAGAAGGAGGAAGGACACACUAGGUUGGCCAGCAAACCAGAAAGCAAUGUUCAGAACAUUAGGCAGAGCACCGUUGAGGAAGAAAACAUGCACAAUGCAUUGAAGCCUGUGACGAGGACCUACUCAGUGCCUACCCAGCUAUCGAAUCAUUUGAGGGAGGACAGCCAUGUUAUGGAUUCGCCGACACAUUGUGUCCAGGAUAUCCUGAGCAACGUGUUGGGCGAAAAGUACCCCCAUUCAGAGUUGGGCAUGCUAAAAAUUGUCCACCUCAGUCUGAUGAACGGCACGAAAGAUGGAAUAGAGACGCCUCACAGUGCCCCCAAAUCAAACAGUCAAGAAUUGCCUUCGACCAAUAGCAGCAGCAGCAGAAUCGCGGACAAAUUGAAAACCUGCAGGAGGAAUUAUUACUAUUAUGAGCUCAACUGGCCACACGAUCCCGUUUCCUCUUUUUCCGUGAAACAGAGAAUUAAAUCGUUUGAGAACCUUGCCAAUUUCGAUAGGCCUCUGGUCAAAGCGAUAGACAUACACUCCACCUCGUUCGGCUCAAAGCUUCCUAUUGGUAGAAGGCUGUCAGGUGGUACGUCCGCAGUUUCGGCUAGCAACAUCAAUGACCCUGUCCAGGCGCUGAGACGUAGUUUGAGUUCCUAUUGUGAAAGCGAAACCCCGGCCCCCGCGCAGAUGACAAAAUCAUCAACCAGUGCGGCAUUAAUGCAACUGCCGCAGAAUCCCUCUGAGAACAGCAGAGAUGAUGCUCAUCACUUAGAAAAGGGCGAAACGUGUGGUGCUUCGGGAGGUCCAAAUUGUUUGCCGCCAUCUACCCCCACCGUCCGAAGAAGCAGAGCUUCAGGUGGGCACAUCAGGCACGCCCCCUUGUCCCGCUCUAAGAUCCGGGAACUGCGGGCUUUGAGCAUGCCCGACCUCGACAAGCUGUGCAGCGAGGAUUUCUCUGUGGAAUCUGCACCUUCUCAUUUCAAAACGGAACUGGAAGUUGCCCCUGCAGCGAGACCUCUUGGCCUUCCCAUUGAAACCGAAUCCAGUCUGAAUGAAUGCCCCGGGCUCUCCAGUCUUGUUUUAGCAAGCAGGCAGCAUUCAAAGGACAGCAGUCCCUGGAACAGCAGCUGCGGGACUCCUGGGUCAGCCUCUGAUGACGAAGUGCUACAACACGACGCCAACCCGAACAAGACGCACUCGGGGAAGAGCUGGUCAAUCAGCUUGGAUCAACUCCUUGUCUCCACUCUGGAUCAGCAGAAAUUGCAGUCGGUUCUUUCUGCAGUGACGACAAAAUGCGACCUUCCUUCUUUACUCCGAGAGGCCAAAGCACAAGCCGAGAGCAAAGAAGACGUUCUCUUUGUAGUCUUGAAUAAAGAGGAAGGGUCUGGCCUGGGAUUUAGCGUUGCUGGAGGAGUAGACCUGGAACAGAAAUCAAUCAUCGUCCACCGGGUUUUCUCAAAGGGGGUGGCAUCCCAGGAAGGAAUCAUCCACCGAGGGGACCACAUUCUUUCCAUCAACGGCAUCUGUCUUGCGGGUUCUGUGCACGGGGAUGUGCUCAAUGCUCUUCACCAAGCCAGGCUCCACAAAUACGCCAUUGUCGUCAUCAAGAAGGAGAGAGGCGGAGAAAAGCUGUCUCCUGCCGGGUCUGAAACCUCAACGCCUGGCAGGAAAUCCUUAGUAACUGCAACAGCGGGAAGAGCAACAGGUACAAAUGGAGAGCUGGGCGAAGCCAUUUGUGUCGAACUUCUGAAGACUUCUGCUGGCUUGGGAUUCAGCCUGGAUGGGGGGAAAGCUUCAAUCUCAGGAGACAGACCUUUGCUCAUCAAGAGGAUUUUUAAAGGUGGCGCUGCAGAACAAGCAGGAAAACUGGAAGCCGGCGAUGAAAUCCUGGCCAUUGGUGGGAAAUCCUUACUUGGACUCAUGCAUUACGAUGCUUGGAACAUCAUUAAAUCUGUCCCGGAGGGACCUGUCCAAUUGCUUAUCAGAAAGCAUCAGCCUCCAGUAUGAUGGGCAUUGAAACUUGUUAACCUAAACUUACCUUUGUGGCACACCCUUCCAGGUUGUGUGCGAUGGAACCAUUACAAACGCAUUGCAAGAGCUGAGCCUUGUUGAUUCAGUGGCGUUGUUCUGUGUCAGACUGCUAAAACCAGCCAAGGAACAUCAAGAUACGUGAGCCAAGAACGUAUCCCAGCGAAUGCACCAGUGUUUUAUAAAUGGCAUCAUUUCCUCCACCACCACUAACCCCAGUAUUAUUAUUAUUGGCUGCAUGGACUUCUGUUGAUCUGAAUCUCCUUCCUGUCUUCCUCAAGACCAGCUCAUCAGUCACCUGUUUGGAGCUGCACCGGAGCAAAGCUGUUGAAAUCAGUCUUGGAAUCUGUUUUCAACGCAAGCUCCGAUCUGCCUGGGAUUACAUGAAGCGAAAAAGUCUGCCACGGAGCACGUGCAGAGUGCAGCUGCCGCAUUGCCUGGACAACCCCCGACCAAGCUCACACGUCUGGGUGGACUAUGGGUGGAAGUCAGGUUGCUUGACUGCAAAACAAACCUAUCAUUUUAUCAAUUAAUUGCUGCACUUUUGGAUUCACUUCAUAGAUGGUGCAAUAAACGGUACUUUGCAUAGGUUGGGAAAGCUUGGCAGAAUACAAUUUGCAAUAUGAUUUGUAUCUGGUUUCUUCCUGCUACGGUUAAAGGAUUCGAAUGUCCCCUUUGGGUCCACCCAACUAUUACUUGGAAAAAUGGUUCUCAACGCUCUAGGGAGACAGCCUGUGGCUCUCUGAGGAAAUACCAGGAUACAGUCUCAAGGCACAUGAAGCUACUGUCAUGCUGCAGCUAAGCAGGUCUGGGGUCUGGGGACUGCUUGGGUGCGUGACCACCUGGCAACAGCAUCAUAUUGGCUUCCAUGUCUAAAGAAAGACAUGGCUUUUGUGUGUAAGGAAAUAAGUGAUACACGUAGUUUAGCUUCCAGAUUCAGUUGCUGGCAUUUGCCAGUUCCAAGGAUUUUGGGUGCCACAGUCUCUGGACAACUGUGCCUGGGACCCUGGGGAGUUGCUGCCAGUCCGAGCAAGCAGUUCUGGGGCUAUAUGGACCAACAAUCUGAUUUUGGUAUGAGGAAGUUGCAUAUGUUCAUAUGGGAGCGGCAAGCCAUGAAGGCAUCUCAAGCUUAAGUGACAAUCUCUGCCUCACUUUCCUUGCUAAGCUGCUGGAGUUUCACUCAGUGCUCAACGAACAACACACAACACGACUUUUAUAACUGGUAAACUAUUUAUUGGGAAAGCGUACAGUACAUUAGCAAGUUUGGGUAAUGUUUUAAAAAGUCAAGAUGGUGAAUUGUGUGUUUGUCCUGGGUAUUUUUACACUUAGCAAGCUAGGGGGUGGUAUUCAACUAAGUUUUCCUCAAGAGUAGGCCCGAUGAAAUGACUGGGCUUAAUUUAGCUAUGUUUAUGUUAGUGGGCGUACUCUGACUAAAACUUAGUCAAAUAGCACCCUAACAGAUGAAACCUGCCCUGUUUUUUGUGCCAACAGGGAUUUUGUAGCUAUACCACGUUGUUUUGAUUUCAGCUGACUUGUGGGUCAAGCAUUUGUCUAUUAAAAAUGGGAGAAUGUUUGAGACAAUCUCCCUGUUCUUUUAAGUGGUGUUCCUUUGAGUGUUCCUCCUCAAAAUGGCUUGAAGCAAGCAUAUAAUUUUUUUUAAAAAAGAUGCAUUUAUAGAGUUUUCAAAAACAACAACAUAAAGACAAACAAUGAAAAAAGCAAAGAACAACUGGGUUAAAACCAGAACUGCAAGUGUGGUGUGGGUUUUUUUUCCACCAUAGAAGUGAGAAUUAUGGGGGGGGGGCGGUGGUUCUGAAUACUUAUAUGAAUGCAUUCAACUCUUAGGAUUAAGCCACUAUAACUCAAUUCACACUGGAGAAAGCCACAGAAAGCAAUAUGUCUAGGGAGAAAAUGUUCCAAACAAUUGGUGGUUUUCUAGAAGAACACACCAUAAAUUGUAUUCUUUCAGUAUUCAGAGUUUAUGAUCCUAGUUUUCAAACCUAUUGGCCUCUAAUUAGAUAGCUAGAAAAUAGAUGGCCUGGUUUUCGGAAGAAUUGGAACUCUUGCCAUGGUAAAUUUCCUCCUUAUCAAGGAUGGGAAAACUCAGCCCUAUAUGUGGCCCUCAGAGCCUCUCUCUGUCUGGCCCUUGGGAAUCUCCUCAGGCCACAACCCAUCCCCAGCUAUACUCCCCUACUGGCCCUAACUGGAAUGUUUUUGCCUGGCUGAAAAGAAUUGCAUUAACAAGUACUUUCUGGGGUGAAGUCACCGGAAGGAUAGGCCCCCCAGAGUUUGGAUAAUUGGAAGGAAACAAAAGACGAGAAAGCAUUUGCAUUGUGGGUGUAAAUUCACCUGUAAAUUCUGAGUGACCGUAUUUUCUGCUGCUUCCGUUCUGAAGCGUUGGUUUUAAGUGGUUUUCUAUACAUCUAUAAGCACAAUCGCUGCAUUUGUUGAUACAGAUACUGUGAAGGCACUUAAAUCUCAUUUCCCCAGUCGAGCCAGUGAGAUCCACACGUGGAGGCAGACUUCUACAUAUAUAGGAAAUGUGGCUGUAUCUGUCACUGCAUCACAGUGCUCACCGGGGUUCAUUGAACUGGAUAUAGGCACCCUAUUCAUGUCCACCAGUUAUUGGGGUUCCCCCUCCACCACCCAUGAAUUUUUAUGACAGAUGUGUAGUUUGAAAUUCUCUAAAAAUCAAAAACUCCUCAGAGCAUCACAUGCACUGAUGCUGAAUAUUUAAUCCAUAGUCAAAGCACAUGUCAUUCUGACAGAUAAUUUUGAUCAAAGUUGGGAGAUUGAGAUAGUCUUUAAUGUAUGGGUAGGCAAACUAAGGCCUGGGGGCUGGAUCCGGCCCAAUCGCCUUCUAAACCCAGCUUGUGGACAGUCUGGGAAUCAGCCUGUUUUUACAUGAGUAGAAUCUGUCCUUUUAUUUAAAAUGCAUCUCUGGGUUAUUUGUCGGGCAUAAGAAUUCAUUCUUUUUUUCCCUUCCAAAAUAUAGUCUGGCCCCCCACAAGGUCUGAGGGACAGUGGACCAGCCCCCUGCUGAAAAUGUUUGCUGACCCCUGCUUUAAUGUAUAGAUAGCAGGUGCGGUUGAAAAAUACACAGGUGUCAACAUAAUUUCCUUGAGAAAUUAGUUUGGGGAAGCCUUUGCCCUGAAAAGCGGCAUAUAAAUAAUACUGGAGAUCAAAUUUAUUAAAUAAUGGUUUGCUCUUUAAAUUGCUCUGUUAGCGUCAGGGAUUGCCUUAAAUUGCUGUGUCAAUGUCAGGGGAUAUAGAGUCAAAAUUCCAAAAGGAGACAAUGCUUCAUUCUUUCUUUUAAAAAUACAAACAUCUUCAGUAUUUGUGGUGGGAGAGAGAGUCUGUCUCAGGCCAUUCCAGCCUUACUCUGUGUGAUUUUAUUUUAUGUGUUUAUCUGAACACAUACGUUUGCCAGAAUGGCAUCAGGCAGGUGAUGCAUUCGAAUCUUGCAUGUUUUCUCUGUUACAACUCUUGAGGCGGAAAAUAGACUUUGAGUAGAGCUUAAUUUCAUUCCCCUUGAAGCAAAAUGAAACCAAACCAGCCUUAGGGAGAGCUCUGUGCAAGUUGUAAAUCUUACACACAGCUUGGUGAACAUUGUUAGCAUCCCUAUAUAUAUAGAAAGCAUACCAGGGAUCUGGUCCCUUAUUAUGGUCUGGCAUACAUAUGUGAUGACUAGCAAAGAGGCAGCAAGUUGCAUUAGCAAGGAUGUUGUAGAAAUAUUGCAGAUCUUCUUAUUGCCUCUCUUCAGUCUCCUAUGCCCUUCUGUCAUCUUCUUGUCACUCCCAGGCCCCAUUGAGUAACCCCAAUCUCUUGACACCACCUUCUGCUCCAAUCAGGUGCCUGCCUUCCAUUUCCUUGACAAUGUCUGCUUGUUAAGCAGAGGAGAUGCCAAAGAGAUGGAACCUAGGAGAUCGGGAGAUACAGAUUUUACACUAUUGAUAUUUUCCAAACGGCUAAACCAUUGCAAUGGGCUUCUUCUCAGAAUUGUCACUUUCCCCCAACUCAGUCCUUAAGGUUUAUUCAAACACCUCCUCCAUAAUCGAUAUGCAUUUAAAUUAGGAAGGUGUUACAUAUGAGGUUUCACCAACAGGAAUUUGAUGUUCAUCCAGAAAUUGAGGCAUAAUAUCUUGUAAUUUUGGAAACGUUUCUUUGGGAGUAUGAGCGAUUUCAAGAGCAUUACUCAGAAAAUAGUCAAACUGUUUACAUACCAUCUUGCAUUUCCUGUCUGUUAUAUAAAAGCCUACACUAAACAAGAGGAUUACGUAAUAAAAUGCUGACUGCGAUUUAAAAGUUAUGAUUAAUUAAAUUUCUAUGCUGAUCCAUUAACUUGUUCUAGAUAUAAAUGACUUGUUACUGUUGAGCUUUUAACUCGAUGUCAUAAUAAUACUUUUUGAUGGAUCGUAAAAAUCUCUGGAUUCCCCCCCCCCCAAUUCAAGCAAGCUGAAAUGAGUAUUUCAUUAUUUCUCAGAAGCUGUGUGGAAUACACAUUCUUCAUGUCAUAAGAAACCUGCCUUCUGAUGAACCAGUUUCGCAAGGAAAGAAUUAAUCAGAUGCUACAAAUCUUCAUCGUUUACAAAGAUAACAAAAUUGAUUUGUGCAGUACAUGAAAAUAAAGGUGAAAGAUGUAAGAAACCAAAAUCACAGGCCUGGUCACACAAAGCAACAAAUGAGAUAGCAAACCUGUUUCUGGAUUCUACCGCUUUAGACUGCAGCUGGGAAGGUCGUAUGACUGAUCGCUCUUCCAUACAAAAAUAUUCCCUGCAGAUAGAAAUGUAGAUGUCAAGCAAGAUGUUUGCUAGUCUAGUCAUCUCCCUGAUACCUUAUUUCUCUACUUACAGAGGUUUUUGAGGCAUUUGGCAGUGUGAUUCCCCACCCACCCAUGAUCUGAAAUAGUCCCAUCUAGACACAGGUUUAUCACCUCAUCUGUUUUCUGGGGGGAAAGAGACCACAAUUUUUAUCUACAUUUGUGUGGGGUGUUUGUGUGUUUUUUUUAAGUGUAACACACGAUUGUAUGAUAUUGUAUAUUGGCACCAUUAUUUAUAUAAAUAUAUCAUUCAUGUUGCGAACAUUUUUAAAAUGCCUUGUUGUAAUAAGAGAAGUGCAAUAAUAGGAAAUAGAGUACAUUUUCCAAAACUUGCUUUGCCCCCUUUAUGUAAAUCGGCAUCUCAGCAAAUCCUUCUCUUCCCCCUCACCCCAUUUUUUUAGUGGUUUUUUGAAAAUAAACAUGACGCUUACUAUUUC